Molecule: messenger RNA, 1797 nt
Organism: Cuscuta campestris
Lineage: Eukaryota; Viridiplantae; Streptophyta; Magnoliopsida; Solanales; Convolvulaceae
Source: the annotation of a GenBank genome assembly
AAUAUUCUGUAUAUUGAAUUGUUCUGCUAAGUACAAGGAGUUUCUCCUUUAUUUAUAGGAGAGGAUAAAGACCAAAACACAAAAGGAAUUCUAUUCCUACAAGGAAACAAAUCACUAAAUAUGAACAAGGAAACAAAUCAAGAGCAAUCCCACUUAGAAUGGGAUUUGCUCUCCUUCUUGCCGUGUGGUCCAAGGAGCACCGCCCAACACAAUGGCUGUAAAAGUUAAAAUGAGAAAAAUUGUAUAGAAGCCCGCCCCCAAGUCUAAGCCACCAUCCACAAGUCUAAGCAUCAUCUAUCUCUCUAGCACACAAAAAAUCUUCCAAAUCUUUCUAUUAUCUCUCUGUCAAAGUGUUAUGGCUUCCCUUCUCACAGCAAACAACAAACCCUCUUUCUCUCCACCACUCCCGACGACCAUAGUUAUUGUUUCUGCUGUGCUGUUGUUGCUCCUCCAACAAACCAGCAAUGUCUCCUGCGAGCUUCACCUCCUUCCCGCCGCUGUAUCCCAAGGCGCUGUUUGCCUUGACGGCAGCCCGCCUGCCUAUGAAUGGGAAGCCGGGAAAGGCCGCCAUGGGGCGAGCAACUGGCUGGUUUACCUCCAAGGCUCCGGCUGGUGCUUGAACACCACCGCCCAUCGCACUCCCGAUGGCGCCAUCCAAAGCUGUGCGGAACGGGCGAAGACCAACCUUGGUUCUUCCCACCGCAUGAUUCCUUUUGGUUUCUCCCGCCACCCAAUUAUUUCUCCCCGGUCCAAUGAUACUUUCUUCUAUGAUUGGAACCGGGUGGUGGUGAGAUCCUGUGAUGGGGGUUCGUUCUCCGGCGAUGCCGACAUGCCUGAUCCCGUCACGGGUCUUCACUACCGUGGCGCGAGAGUGUUCCGCGCUGUCGUGGAGGACCUGAUGGCGAAGGGGUUGAAAAACGCCCGGAAUGUCCUCUUCGCCGGGGGUUCUUCCGGCGGGCUCGGGGUCAUGGUGCACUGUGACCGGUUCCGGCGCCUGUUCUCGAGGAACGUCAGGGUGAAGUGUCACACUGACAGUUCCCUCUUUCUCCACGUCAGGGACCCCCGCCGGGCGAGGUUUUUCAACGACGUCUUCGGCAACGUUGUGGGUGUGCACCGUCCGGAUAAUGCGUUGCCUGGACGGUGCACUUCGAGGUUAGGCGUGGAGGCGUGUUUCUUCCCGCGGAACCUGGUGCGGUAUAUCGAAUCCCCGUUGUUCAUUUUGAACUCGGAGUUCGAUUCGUUCCAGGUGACGAACACUUGCUCCAAGGCCUUGCAUGACAAUGUCUUGCACCACAAUGUUAGCCGGAGCGACAUGGCACUCCUCCGAGACUUCCGGGCCCAAACAAUCAGAGCACUGCCUCGACCAAGCAGCACGAAGGGGUAUCUACUCACAUCCCUCUUCAUGCAUAGUCUCGGAACAGCGCAGGGCUACAAAGGGCCAAUGUUUUCGGGGCGAAAGUCAAAGUCUUUCGAGAGUGCGUUGGUCGAUUGGUUUUUCGAUCGAGCGACCAAUGUCCAUCUCAUAGACCCCGCGAAACAGCCCUUUUAUUUAUCGCCCCGUGGAGCGGAGGAAACCACAUCAACUUAAAUAAAUGUACUACUUAAUUAGUUGAUGUGAAUAAUGUGUCAUUAGCUAUUUGUCAUGAAUUAAUUAUUUCAUGAAUUUUAUUGAGGUGCUGUCUUCUUAAUCUCUUCUUCCUAUUAUUUUAAUUAAUUAUUGUUCGCAAACACAUAUUUUACUUUUUAACCGUACGAGCCAAUCGAUGGUUCCUGCCAGAAGAAAUUAAAGUUGGUAUU